UCCUAUGUAAUUCAACGACAGGCUCCUGUUUCUGAUGGAUGUUCAAGAAUUCAUAAUGAAUUUAUUACUAAAAAAACAAUACGUUAUGCCGAUGUUAGGAACUGUUACAAAAGCUUUCCAUUUGACAAAAAUCUUGCUUCUAAGGUUUGCUCGGCGGAUUCUAUUUACGUAUUUUUGAAUAAAGCAAAUGAACAUCCACCAACCGGGUUUGACUUUAGAUCAGUGGAUAUAAUAGCCGAAUUAAAUAAAGUUUUCAAAGAUCUUACUGACAAAUCUAAUAAUGAUUGUGAAGUAACUCACAUUGAUG
Molecule: messenger RNA, 307 nt
Organism: Racocetra persica
Lineage: Eukaryota; Fungi; Glomeromycota; Glomeromycetes; Diversisporales; Gigasporaceae
Source: the annotation of a GenBank genome assembly